This is a messenger RNA of Ostreococcus tauri, 1872 nucleotides long. Its product is annotated as ABC-2 type transporter. Gene Ontology annotation, cellular component: membrane. The coding region runs from base 1 to 1872 and encodes 623 amino acids. Gene Ontology annotation, molecular function: ATP binding; ABC-type transporter activity; ATP hydrolysis activity. NCBI's taxonomy places the organism in Eukaryota, Viridiplantae, Chlorophyta, Mamiellophyceae, Mamiellales, Bathycoccaceae. The transcript is spliced from 2 exons. The record is from RefSeq and is a predicted model, not a curated record.
AUGACGAACGGAGACGUCGAACAGGCGACGAUGAAGAAGGCGCCGAGCUUACUCGAUCUCCAAGAGAAGGGGAACGACACGACGCUGUCGUUCAAGGACGUGCGGUUCGAGGUGGGGAAGAAGGAGAAGCGCAAGGAGAUCUUGCACGGCGUCUCGGGACAAGUGUGCUCAGGCGAAGUGCUGGCUAUUUUGGGACCGAGUGGGGCGGGUAAGACGUGUCUGAUCGAUCUGUUGACGCUCGAGGGUAAGGGUGGACUUUACACGGGCGACGUGCGGCUGAACGGCUCGCCGCUUACGCCAGAGCUGUUCACCAAGUACUGCUCCACGGUGCCGCAAGUGGAUCGACUGUGGGCAUUUUUGACGGUGGAGGAAACGCUGAUGUACACAGCGGAUCUCUUGCUCAAGGCGACGCAGGAGGAGAAGAGACGCCGCGUGGACGCGAUCAUCAAUACCGUUGGUUUAGAUGGGUCGCGUCACACAAAGUGCGGGAACCAGUUCCUGAAGGGACUCUCAGGCGGCCAAAGGCGCCGCCUCUCUCUCGCCGUCGCGCUCGUUGGGUCGCCAUCCGUUCUUUUCCUCGACGAGCCGACGUCCGGCUUGGACGCCGCGGCUGCGGCCUCCAUUAUGGGUUUCCUCAAGGAACUCGCAAAAGCGUCAAACAUCGCCAUCUGCUGCACAAUUCACCAGCCAUCGAGCGCAGUGUUCAACGGUUUCGAUCGCAUCAUGCUCCUCAGUAAAGGACGUGUCGCCUACCUCGGUCCAGCUCAUAAGACGGAGUCGUACUUCGCCAACAUCGGCUAUCCUGUUCCGCACGGCGACUCAAUUGCAGAACAUAUGCUUAAUGUGGUGAACGCGGAGUUCUCUGACCCGAAGCAAGUGGAUGAAAUCCUCAAUCAGUUUCAGCAAAAUGAUUCUGGAUGCAACCACACCGGUCCGCUCGGCGACGUCUCUAGUAAGGGGACGUCCAUCAUCGCGCAAACGAUGACGCUCGUUCGCAGACACGGACUUAUCACUUACCGCGAUCCAUCCAUGUACGUUGGUCGCAUGAUCAUGUUCCUCGUGGCUUGCAUCUUCUUUGCAGUCAUAUACAUUGAAUCUCGCUCUCGUUCUCAAGACCAAGUCUUCGCGAGGAUGUGGCUUGUGUUGUGGUUUUUAGGCGUGCCGUCAUCGCUCGGAGUCGUCGCCACGUACGUUUACAACGAAGAAUUUUUUGCCAUCAAGCGAGAGGUAAAGAAUGGGUUGCUCUCACCGUACUCAUACCUGCUCGCCAACCUGAUCAUUCAGAUUCCUUUCAUGAUAUUGCUCUCCCUCUUCGCGCUCGCCAUUCCGGCAUACGGCAUGGUCAAGUGGUAUGGACCGCAUUUCGUUCAAGUCGUCAUGAUGUACGCUCUUACGCUCUGGUCGUUUGAAGCCGCGGCGCAACUGUUUUCAAUCACUUUCGAUAACCCUCUCAUGGGCAUGCUGACGUACAUGAAUCUUUGGUUCGCUGGCUUUUUAUUCUGUGGGAUAAUGGUUCGCGAAUCUGACGUCAUCUGGCCGUUCCGGGCAAUGAGCUACAUCACCUACUUGAAGUGGGCUAUCAAGAACUUGGUGUAUCUCGACUUCAUCGACGCUACCUGGACAGGUGCCGUCGACGACAGCUCGUCGCCGACCGGUUUCUCAUGCAACGGCUCUGAACUCUGUUUUGGACGCACUGGCAAGGAGGUUCUCAGCUCUAUGAAGGCGACAUACUCUGCUAUUGAUUCCGAAGAUAAACUCGUCGAAAACGCAAUGAUUCUGCUCGCCAUCGGAUGUGCGUACAAAUUGAUUUACGUCAUUCUCUUCGUGCGCAAGUCGAAAAAGGCUCAGCUCGUGUAUCCGAUAAAGAUGUGA